Messenger RNA from Mastomys coucha (southern multimammate mouse), 2533 nucleotides. RefSeq names its product VPS33B interacting protein, apical-basolateral polarity regulator, spe-39 homolog (gene Vipas39). The coding region runs from base 140 to 1615 and encodes 491 amino acids. Gene Ontology annotation, biological process: vacuolar transport; intracellular protein transport. The transcript has 20 exons. The record is from RefSeq and is a predicted model, not a curated record. NCBI's taxonomy places the organism in Eukaryota, Metazoa, Chordata, Mammalia, Rodentia, Muridae. Gene Ontology annotation, cellular component: cytoplasm.
AUUCCUUUCCCCCCCGCCCCUUCAGACUCUCUCGGCUGUCCACUUCGGCCCUUCUCUAUGCCUCACAGCCUGUUUAGAAAGGCUGGUCCGGCGGCUGAGCCUGGCGCUGUCCUGAGAAGGAGCGCUCGGUGUGGAAGAGAUGAACCGGACAAAAGGUGAUGAGGAAGAAUAUUGGAACAGCUCCAAGUUCAAGGCGUUCACUUUUGAUGAUGAAGAUGAUGAACUCUCACAGUUAAAGGAAUCCAAACGGGCGGUGAAUAGCCUUCGAGACUUCGUGGAUGAUGACGAUGACGAUGACCUGGAGCGAGUCAGCUGGACUGGAGAACCUGUGGGAAGUAUCUCAUGGUCCAUCAAAGAGACUGCUGGGAAUAGCGGGUCAACCCCUGAGGGACGUGAACAGCUUAAGGGCCGAAACAGCUUCUACACACAGCUACCCAAACCUCCUUCUGCUUACUCCCUGAGCAGCUUCUUUAGAGGUAGAACUAGACCUGGGAGUUUCCAGUCCCUUUCUGACGCUCUGUCAGACACACCUGCCAAAAGUUAUGCUCCAGAGCUGGGAAGACCUAAGGGAGAAUAUAGGGAUUACAGCAAUGACUGGAGCCUCAGUGAUACAGUGCGUCGCCUCCACCGGGGCAAGGUCUGUUCACUUGAGCGCUUCCGCUCUCUCCAGGAUAAGCUGCAACUCCUAGAGGAGGCAGUGAGCAUGCAUGAUGGAAACGUCAUCACUGCAGUUCUGAUCUUCCUGAAGAGGACCCUGAGCAAAGAGAUCCUUUUCCGAGAGCUGGAGGUACGCCAGGUCGCACUGAGACAUCUCAUUCAUUUCCUUAAAGAAAUAGGGGACCAAAAGCUGCUUUUAGAUCUCUUCAGGUUCCUAGAUAGAACAGAAGAGCUGGCACUAUCCCAUUAUCAAGAGCAUUUGAACAUUCAGGACCCUGAAAAACGAAAAGAAUUUCUUAAGACUUGCAUUGGUUUGCCGUUUUCAGCAGAAGACUCUGCACACGUACAAGACCAUUACACACUGCUGGAGCGCCAGAUCAUCAUUGAGGCAAACGACCGACACCUGGAGUCUUCAGGGCAGGCUGAUGUCUUCCGGAAGCACCCCCGUAAAGCUUCCAUUCUCAACAUGCCACUAGUGACGACACUCUUCUACGCCUGCUUCUAUCACUACACGGAGUCUGAGGGAACCUUCAGCAGUCCCGUCAACCUGAAGAAAACAUUCAAGAUCCCAGACAAACAGUAUGUGCUGACAGCCUUGGCUGCGCGCGCCAAGCUUAGAGCCUGGAAUGAUGUUGAUGCCCUGUUCACCACAAAGAACUGGUUGGGUUACACCAAGAAGAGGGCACCCAUUGGCUUCCAUCGAGUUGUGGAAAUUUUGCACAAGAACAGUGCCCCUGUCCAGAUAUUGCAGGAAUAUGUCAAUCUGGUGGAAGAUGUGGACACAAAGUUGAACUUAGCUACUAAGUUCAAGUGCCAUGAUGUUGUCAUUGAUACUUGCCGAGACCUGAAGGAUCGACAGCAGUUGCUUGCAUACAGGAGCAAAGUAGAUAAAGGAUCUGCUGAGGAAGAGAAAAUCGAUGUCAUUCUCAGCAGCUCGCAAAUUCGAUGGAAGAACUAAGAGUCCUUUGCUACCCUGAAACCUGCCUCACUUCUUACUUUUCUUGCCUGUGAAAACAGAGAGCUCUCUUCUUGGGAGAAUCACAGCAUUCUACAUGUGAGCCUGUCAUUCAAGGCAGUGCCUGCUGGUUUGGGGACAGAAACCAGCCUUUGAGCACAUGUAUCUUCAGACUGAUCUGUCCAGGGGACAUUACCUACAGGCCAGUAGCUAAAGGCUUUGACUCUCAAGAAAGAUGCUCUGCGCCAGUGCCUGUGGAAAGGUGGGAGUCCAUCCUGGGUCAGAUGUCUCAUGGUCAGAGAAAAGUGACCACUCCAGAAGUACAUCGGGACUAAGAGCUACAGGUGUCUCAGGAUGGUUGUGACAUUCCUGUGUCCUUUCAGUUGUUGUUACCCAGAACCUGGUGUUGGGCAUGGACAUUUUUGCUCUAAGGGAGUCAAACAGAACUAACUUGACUCUUCAGGGGCCUUGUGAAGGGUAUCAGUAUUACUCAGGACCUGCUGGAAACCAGACCCAAGUUCUCAAAGCACAGGGCCACUCAUCAAUGACAGACACUGUGUACCUUCAGCCAGUAUCCACCUGCUGUCCCUGUCAAGUUUGUAUAGGGACAUGGGAGGGACAUAGGGUUCCUCUCCUACCUGUACACUGUCUGGGUGGUGAGCCAUCUGCUUCAACAUGUCCUCUGCUUCUGUAUUAGAUACACUUUUACAUGGAAUUCAGGUUCACCAGUGUUGGGAGUGCUCUUUUAGGCAAAAAUUAUUUCACAGAAGCAGACACAAGUAGCACCUUGUUUAGAUAUCUCUGUAGAGGCCCUGUUUGCCUGCUGGGGACUUGAGCAAUGUUCCAUUCUGCCCUGUGCCUCCCUGAACUGGAUUUUUCUGACAUGCCUACACUCCUAAUAAAACCGUUGCAUUCUUGGUG